Molecule: messenger RNA, 465 nt
Organism: Talaromyces proteolyticus
Lineage: Eukaryota; Fungi; Ascomycota; Eurotiomycetes; Eurotiales; Trichocomaceae
Product: MGMT family protein
Exons: 3
Coding region: 1-465 (154 amino acids)
Biological process (GO): DNA repair
Molecular function (GO): catalytic activity
Source: RefSeq, a predicted model, not a curated record
AUGCCCCGCACAGACGAAGCCGAGCAUUGGUUCAACGCCGUCUACGAAGCCGUUCAAGAAAUCCCCCUUGGCUACGUAACCACCUACGGCCAUAUAGCACUGUUACUAGGAUACCCCCGCCGAGCCCGGCAAGUCGGGGUAUGUCUGAAACACCUCCCAUCCAACAGGACCAACUCGACUGGCAACGGAGAUGGAGAAGGAGAAGACGAGAACGACGAGCGCGGCGAGAUUUACCAUCAUUUUCAUGAUGAUAAUGUCCCCUGGCAGAGAGUUGUGAAUUCAAAGGGGACGAUAUCGCAUCGUGGCGCUGGGAGUGCAGCGCGUCAGGCUGAUGCGCUGAGACAUGAAGGCGUUACGGUCGAGGAGGAUGCGAUGGGGGACUAUUAUAUUGAUAUGCACAGAUACGGAUGGUUCCCGGAUCGGUUGCCGAGUGAAGAGGGGGAGAGCGAGGGGAGUGAUGUUUAA